AUGGAUCCGUUGUCUAUCGCGACGGGCGCCGCCGGCCUGGCGAUUAGCUGUGCGACAAUCGUGAAAACUUUAUACACGUGGAUUGACGACACCAUCGACGUCGACGAAAAUGUGUCCAACUUAUUCGAAGAGAUUUCUAGUCUCUCGCGCGCUCUCGAGUCCAUCAGAAGUGCUUCAGUCCGGGUUCCGCAAGCUAUUCUGGCUGAGAUUGACCCUGGCAAUGGCCUUUGGUCUACAAUUGGCGCUACCUUUAUUGAUAUGAAAACGACCUUUAACAGACUCAAUCAGCUAAUGGCUGAACUCGAGAAAACGAGCUUUUUCAGCCGAGGCUUUCUGCGAAAACCAACAAAGCAAAUCAGGUUUAGUCUACGGUCCAAAGAUAUCUCUACACAUAGGGAUAGGAUCAAGUCAUAUAACACAGCUAUGAUUAGUGCUUUGCAGAUGAUCAACGUGUGCCUCCUCAUCCAUAGUAAUUCAUCGCAGGACUCGGUGUUUAGGGUUCUCUCUGGACUCAAGUCGCAGGUCAGGCGGGUGGAAGUCGCUUUGCAAACCAGCAGUUCUACAGAUUCUGGAGAUUCAGUUGCACGUGAGGAAGAUGAUCGCAUGUUGCACAACUUACGACAGUUUGUCCAAGUCGCAGAAAGUUUCCACUCCAGCGCUAGCACUAUCGUUAGAGAUGGGCCCCGAUCGACCAUAUGGGGAGGAAGUAUUUUGGGAGUUCCUUUGACGGAAGCACAAAAAUCAAGGAUCGAAGGAUGGAUACGUCCACCAGUCCAUGAAGAGCCAUAUACCCCAACCGAUUCUGGCUCUCAGUCUGACACAGACAAUGAAGCAGAACUUGCUCGGAGAAUCGAAGAACUAGCAGUCCAAAACGACAAGAAUGGGGAUUACGCGAGAGCGGAGCAGUUCUACAGAAGCGCCAUCGAGCACUGCGAAGCAAGUUCAAGACCGCCACGCGAUCUCAAAACCAUGAGAGUGCGACUUGCAUAUUCAUGCAUGCAACAAGAGAAGUGGACAGAAGCAGAGGAGAUUAUAGCUCCAAUUGCCUUUGAGAAAAAGACGAACGACCUAUUGGUAUACCAUAGCAUGCACGCCUUGGCUAUUGAAAACCUCGAUGCUCUAAAGCUUCAGGAGGCCGAGAAAUAUUGCAAGCGUGCCCUUUGGGGAAAGAGGAAGGUUUUGGGUAGAGACCAUUCAAGCUGCUGGGAGUCUUUGGCCCUCCUUGCUUCCAUCUGUAUGGCGAGGAAUAUGAUAGUUGAGGCAGAAGCCCAUAGAAGCUUUAUCCCAAGAAUCUCAGAGAUCUCGGUUGAUGUCAAGGCUCUUAUCUACCUCGAACGCUCUGUCGGAGGUCCAGGAUCAUUGAGCGGCCUCGGAGAUGACGAUAAACCGACUCAGCAGCCACUGGAUUCCGAACACCCACUGGACUCCGAACAACCACUCCCCAUACAGCGUCCAUUUUACUUCGAGGAUCUGGAGGCUCCCGUAGACUUGGAUGGCUCACAAAGUCUGCGGACACUGCCUUCCGAACGGACUGGCCUGAUCGGGUGGCCCUUUCCCUUAGAGGAUCCGAUGCCUUUGAAGCACUUGGAGAAUCGAGAGAGUAGACAGGAUUUCAGGCCUCCAAAUUCACUUCUCUCACUGACAACAAAUGAUCAUUCCGGCGCAAGAUGUUGCUAUAUGCAAGGCCCAUUUGGUUUCGCAAUGUUGAAUAAGUUCGACCCCUCUUGGGAUGAACAUUUUGGCGCAGAACUUAAACUUCAGAACUUGUCAGAUGAAACUUUCGAAAGGAUUAAAGAAUUUAUUUUGCUCUUCCUAAGAGAAGGAAAAAAGACCGAGUCUCUUCAUGUGGCACUAUCACCAUCACCAUCUUGUUCAACAGCAGCAGAAACAGAUGGCCUGCCAAAGUCAUCAUUCGGUACUUCUUCGCUAGAUAUACGGCAAUAUUACGAAUCCGACACCAGGUCUUUCGCCCUUCCAAAGCCAAAGUUUAAAAUCUUUGCUUCAGUAGACUACAUACAAUUGGGAUGUGAGAACACUCAAGUUGCAUAUGUAGUCCAUGGCCUUGAAAGACAAAUAGCGGAUUUGGUCAUUGAAUGGCCCGGCUCCUCCAAUCAUAAUGCAUCACUGGUUCCAACUAUACUUUACUACGACAAAUACGACAAGUUGGUCGGCUGGGGCCAUGAUGUCGCGCAUGCGCUCGAUUACAGAGGAUACCAGAAACCAGGGAUACAGAAAGUUGAAUGCUUUCCUUUGCACCUAAUAACACAGCCAAACGUGGUAGAUCAUAGCACACUACCCCCCCUUCCUUCUGGAUUAGAUUACUCUGAUGUCUCAGCCGACUUCCUAUGCGCGAUCCGAUCAGCAGUCCACCUUGCUAUUCAGAAACGUUUGGGAUUGACAUUUGAUCAAGAUGACGUAAGCUAUCACUGGAACUUUACCGUUCCAGGUAUUAUGGCAGAGGAUAAUAAAGAAAUACUCCGACGGGUGAUCGCCAGAGCUGGAUUCCCCCAGGAAGAAAUGGAUGAACACUUAUCCUUUAUUAGCCACUGUGAAGCGACAAUGCAUCGGGAAAUAGUGGAAGGUCGGGUCAACCUAGACCCCAAAAGUUCAUUCAUCUUCGUUGCCUGUGGGAAGACGGCGGUGGAACUGUCAGGUUAUGAAUUAGUCCAAAUCUCACCACUGGCAAUUUCCAAGCUCAGGGCGGGAUCGAUCCAUGCUUGCGGAUCCAUCUCAAUACAACGGAACUUUUACAAGCUUUUGUGCGACAAGGUCCGCUUCAUGAAGCUCAGAGGUAAUUACCGUUUGACCGCGAAAGCAUAUGCUAGGUGUAUUCUAGAUUUCACUAAGAGGAUCAUGAUGACAUUCUGUAAUGAUGGGUUCCGGUGGGCUGUCGAUGUCGGAAUUGCAAAAGACUUCUGCGUAGCAGGCUUCGAAGAAGGUUUUAUGGUCUUCACGAACGAUGAGAUCUUAUCCUGUUUCCGGCCCGUUACAGACAUCAUCGUAGAGAUGAUAUGUGAGGAAAUUCGCGAAGUCUCUAAAACGGGCAGGGCGAUUGAGGCGAUUGUCAUUGCUGGAGAGCUGAGUUUUUCAAAGUUUCUGCUCGACGAAAUCAAGUAUGGUGUACCGUCAAGUUUGCGAGACAAGAUCUUCCAAUCAUCAAAUCCAGCAUCAGAAGUCGUGACAGGGGCUGCCCAUCUUGCAAUGUCUCGUUUCGUGCUUAGCAAUCAACACGCUCCCUCUGACGGUGGGAAGGUGAGUGUGUAG
Messenger RNA from Fusarium sp. VM40, 3264 nucleotides. Lineage: Eukaryota; Fungi; Ascomycota; Sordariomycetes; Hypocreales; Nectriaceae. The record is from the annotation of a GenBank genome assembly.